AUGGUUGCAGCGAGGGGUGUAGCGCUGCUUCUCCUCCCAGUCCUAACGCUUGCUAACAUCGAAGUAGAUAUCACAGCAUCAGACGAAGCUUCGCAACAGAACCUGCUAAUUUCAGGGGCCAAUGAAGCCAUAAUCAGCGACUUAGAAGUCCAAACAUUCCAAUUAACCGAAGAAAAUUUGAAAAAAUCUGUCGAAAACUAUUUUGGACAUAAACCGGACGACGUAUACCUCAAAAGUCCUACUCCGUGGGGCGAUCUGUAUGUUACUUACAAAUGGAAACAAGUUAACAGACUCCUGAAACCUCUCGGAGCGAAAAUUUUGUCCGUCGAGUUUAAACCGUUUCUCGUUUUGAGUCAGUCUUUUAAUAAUACGAGUUUGAAGCCGUCUUUGUUUAAGGCGCAGCUGUCGCAAAACGUCGAAAACACAAUAGCUUCUAGUUGGGAGAAAUAUAGCGAGAUAUCGGCCUCGCAGGAUAUCAAAUACGGUUUUGACAUCAAAGCUAUGGGGGUGUCGGGGAAGGCGACCUUUUACUUGUACUCAAAAUGGGGGGAGCGGUUCUUGAAGUUUCAAACUGUGACAGUUGGGUCUCAGAGCGGGCUCGACAUCUCCCUACAACCUGGCCAAAGUGCGAUCGCAGAACUCAUAGCAACUCGAGGAGUCAUGAAAAUCCAAAUUAACUACGCAGCCAGUCUAACAGGAAUCGUGGCGGUCAACUUCGCGGACUUGUACAAGGGUCAUCAUUUCUGGUCGUUGGAUGUGAACAAAAUGUUAACAGCCGGAGGUCUCAAUAAAACGGUUUUGUCGAGUGAACUCAUUGAUUUUGCUUUCUACGUCAAAUCUCGCGUUGACCUCUGGGAUUUGGAUACAAAUGAAACACUAGCCUCCGUGCCUCUCAUGGUUUUUAAUCAAUUUUAA
This is a messenger RNA of Spodoptera exigua (beet armyworm), 915 nucleotides long. NCBI's taxonomy places the organism in Eukaryota, Metazoa, Arthropoda, Insecta, Lepidoptera, Noctuidae. The record is from the annotation of a GenBank genome assembly.